GGACGACCCUAGGAACCUUCUCCAUAAAAGAGAAGAUGAUGCCAGCGCAGGAGUGUGCGCGCAACUGGGUAAAACCUGCGCGGUCAAGGUAAUCAGGAGCAAAGAAUGGCGCACGGAGGACGCGCUAGAGGAGGCAAAUACUCUCCUGACGAUAGGAAACGAGGGUGCCCCCUUCCCCCAGGAAGGAUGUCGGCGUAUUGUUAGGCUACGGGACCUUUUUUUGCAUGCGACACCUGCUGGGGAACAGCGCUCGCGCAUGGCAUUUGAGCUCCAUGGGCCAAGCCUGCGUCGCGUGCUGCAAUUGAAUGAGUGUCGCGGUUUCUAUAUCAUAUGUGGGAUAUUCAUCGCAUAGCAACUGAUGUCUGGAGCGCGCUUGCUUUUUUUGCGAGCAUUGAUUUGGUUCAUUUACGGAUUUGAAGCCGGAGAGCCUUCUUUUGGAGUUUGCUGGUGUGGUUGAAAGUCCUUCGCCUAGAGUGUGCCGAGAAUAUUGCCCAGUGAAGCCGUAUGAGCGUCCGUAUCGGCGUCCGUGUCCUCCUCGAGUCAAGGUGAUAGAUAUGGUCGGAGCCACUUGGACCACCACGCCCCGUUUCGGAGCGAUAAUAUCCACAGCACCGCACAGGUCACCGAAAGUGGUGACUGGCGCAGAAUGGAACGAGAAGACAGACGUUGCCAGCUUUGGGCGCAUUCUAGUGGAACUUUUUGACGGCAAGAUGCAGCUGCUCCGAGAGGGAGAGGUGAAGCAGCGUAUCGAGGAGAUCGAAACAGUGAGCGGAUGGUGGCCAGACACUCUGAUUAAACGCGGCAGUCAACGGCUACUCGCAGAUGUUGGCGUUUUUUAUAAAGUUUCCGUAGAUGAAGACGACGGCGAUUACGGACCUAAACAUGCGGAAUACGAUCCCAGCUGCGACUCACCGUCACCAGCAACAGCACGUAGGAACGACGAUCAAAAGCCGACACAUCAGCAACAGAGGGCUGGCGUAGGAGUUGGACCACGAGGAACACGAGCUCCGCCGCGUUGUCGAUCACCAAAACCCAAAAGCUAUGCAUAUAUCACUGCGCGCGGUAGCGACAAAUGCCUGGAAUUGCGUCAGCGCAUAGUAGGGAAUGCCCCUAAAUCGAUUCGUGAUGAGAUCGACAGCAAGACUAAAGAAAUAGACGCGGUCUGGCGAUCGUCUGUGAUCGGUGGAUUGGCACCCGCAAGCAGCAGAAGGUGUAGAAGCAACUCAAUACUUGAGAUCGAAGUGAAUUACCACGUGGAGUUCUAUAGGAUGUGCAAGCACGCGCUGACGCUAGACGAUAAGCUUCGUCCCCCCACUGUUUCUUUCCUCGGCAUGCCCUUUGUUGGAAACACACGGAUACCAUGGAGCAGGUGAACCGCGUAGAAAUGGCCCAAGAUGCAAUCGUGUCUUUACUGGAAAUGAACAAUGAUAUCGUGUCUUUACUGGAAAUGAACAAUGAUAGGGAGUAUCUUCAAGAACUUUUUGCAGCAUAAGGAUGCUUUCAUGAUUAGUUAUUUUUGCUCAUGUAUAUAGUCAGUUCCUCCGCGGUGUUUAUAGUGUAAGGAGCUGCAAGUUAGCGAGGUUUUGCUAUGGAAGUUCCCAAUGUAGACACGACUCUGCCAUCUUAAAGAUAGAGCAAGAGAUGACAAGUGGUAGAAUAGAUACAGGAAUUUCCCUUUGAGUAUUUUCCAAGAUUGAAUUACUCAGAUAUGGUUUAAGAGUUAAACAUAUCUCAAUCUUCCAUUCAGAUUUCAAGCCCUCCUGUAAAAAGGUGAGUCUUGUUGCUUUUGAACCUCUUAUGCUCCGAGAAUCCAGUAGUCGAAAUAGAAGAUUUCAUCUUAGGAGUCAUUCAGUCUUUUCGCGAGUAGAGCCGUCACUUAGUGGGACAGUAGAGAGCGGGUAACCUCGCUGGUAGAGAGUUAGAUACUGUUGCUCCUCUAAGUAGUUUUAGAAGUUAUGAGGGAAAACUAGCGUUGAAGACGUUUGUGCCCGUAAUCUCAAAAGUAGUUAGAAAAAGUAAGUAGUCUAAACUUGAGUAGAAUUAAAACUUUCAGAAACCGGAAGUCAGUAAAUUAGCGCUGUACCGUGCAGGCUUUUUAAGUGUUGUCUUUACGAAACUCUGUCAAUAAAAAAUAAAAGAGCUGUCGCUUUCUUAUUUUUCUACUUUUCUAGUCGGUAUUCGGUAGUAGUCUAUAUUGAGUUAGUCUCCCCUCGUCAGACUCAGGCUCAGCUGCCCUCGUUUACUCAUUUCCUCACUUACUUAGUUGUCCAAAGUGAACGCUGUCCUUCCGUUGAACCAUUGACUUUGUGUUUACUGACUAGUCCCGAAAUCUUGGUGGUGUCAAGUAUUUGCCCUGCUUCCAGUUAGUACUAGCUGUCUCUUCCUACUAAAGUUUGAUAGUGUGAUAUUGAGCUGUGUCGUCUUUAAUUAUUCUUCUUAGUGUUUGUCCUUCCUGAGCUUCCGCCCUGCUUCUUCCUUUUCUAUACUUAUUUAUCUUAGUGUGUAUCCUUCUUGAGCUUCCGCCCUGCUGGGUGUCUGUUUGAAAUGUCAGCUUUCUUUCUCCUUACCGUAGCCUAUAUGCGUCUGCUAUUUAAUGAGUAGGUCCUUCUCCUUCUGCUUUGACUAGCCUGAUUAGGUGGUAGGUAAGUAUCCUGAGGUGAUGCGCGUCUGGUAGUCCGUUAGCAGUUAGCAGUAGGUGGCUGGUGGUUGCUAAGAGAGUUCUCUUUUUUUCUAUUCUGUGUGGUGAGUCCUUCAUGCUGUCUCCCUCCUGUUUGUUGAUUGCGAAGCGUACUGUGCCGCUACUGGUGGCCAGAAGGCUUUUUUCUGAAAUCUCCAAAACCAAAUCCAAAUCUGGGCGUCUGUUUGAAAUAUUAGCUUUCUUUCUUCUUACCGUUACCUAGUUGCCUCUGUUAUUUAUUUAAAUGGGGUUCUCUUUCUGCUCCUGUGACUAACUUGAGUAGGUGGUAGGCAGGUAUCCUGAGGGGAUGCGAGUCUAGUAGUCCGUUAGCAGUAAGUAGUAGGUGGUUGGUAGUUGCUUAGCAAGUUCCUUUGUUUUCUUUCUGUGUGCCGUGUGGUGAGUCCUUCAUGCUGUCUCCCUCAUUCUGUUGAUUGCGAAACGUACUGCGCCCCUAUUGGUGGCCAGAAAACUUUUUCUGAAGUCUCCAAAUACAAAUCUAUCUUAUGAUGUAUUAUUUCAUUGAGAAGAGCAGCGAGCGCGAGCGCUUCACCCAACAAGAACAUUACGUUUUGAAUGGCCUUGACCUGCAAUCGGUGACGACGUUCUGGGAGAGCUG
Amoebophrya sp. A25 is the source of this 3293-nucleotide messenger RNA. The record is from the annotation of a GenBank genome assembly. NCBI's taxonomy places the organism in Eukaryota, Dinophyceae, Syndiniales, Amoebophryaceae.